Rhizophagus irregularis DAOM 181602=DAOM 197198 is the source of this 465-nucleotide messenger RNA. The record is from RefSeq and is a predicted model, not a curated record. NCBI's taxonomy places the organism in Eukaryota, Fungi, Glomeromycota, Glomeromycetes, Glomerales, Glomeraceae.
UUUUGCUAUUUAUAAUGUGUAGAUUGCCACAACUUCUUAAUAUUUUGUUAGUGUCCUUUAUCAUUUUCUUUCUUUCGGUUCAUUGGUUCCUUUCUGGUAGGGGAGGGGAUCAUCCUGGUUCGUUGGAUUUAAAGAAGUUCGGGUCCGUCCUCGGGGGGAUGAUAGCUGUACCCUGAUAUAGCCUAUUACCUACAGAUUCUUGACCUGUACCCCUCAGAAUUGGUCCACACGAUACUUUAAACAAAGAAAAAAUUAUUUUUUUAUUUAUUCACUUAAGAAAAUUUUUUUAAAUACAACCAUUCUUAUCUAAUAAAUCAGAUUUCCCCAAACUAUCCCCUUAUAACUAAGAACAGGCCGAAUUAUUUUUAAUAAAGAAUAAAGUAAUAUAUUAAAAAUUAUUUUCUUCUUGUUUCAUAAUAGUGAAUUUCACAAAAUAACUUGCGAUCUUCUUGUGUAGGGUUACCU